This is a messenger RNA of Diutina rugosa, 297 nucleotides long. RefSeq lists its product as uncharacterized. The record is from RefSeq and is a predicted model, not a curated record. Lineage: Eukaryota; Fungi; Ascomycota; Pichiomycetes; Serinales; Debaryomycetaceae. Bases 1 to 297 code for a protein of 98 amino acids. The transcript has a single exon.
AUGGACUACAAGGCUCCCACAGGACCCCCGCCCGAGUGGAACCAGCAACAACCACAACAAGCCCACAUGAACUACCAGCAACAGGACCGGGGGAUGUUUAGCGGCGGCCACCAGGGCGGCUACUACCAGCAGGGCCCGCCCCAAGGCGGCUACUAUCAAGGCCCGCCGCCCCAAGGGUACUACCCGCAGCAGCAGCCGGUGUACGUGCAACAGCAGCGGGGCCUGAGCAACGACGACUGCUUGAUGGGGUGCUUGGCGGCGUUGUGUGCCUGCUGUGUGUUGGACGCCAUCUUCUAA